Helianthus annuus (common sunflower) is the source of this 1482-nucleotide messenger RNA. RefSeq names its product shikimate O-hydroxycinnamoyltransferase. Gene Ontology annotation, molecular function: acyltransferase activity, transferring groups other than amino-acyl groups. The transcript is spliced from 2 exons. The coding region runs from base 136 to 1440 and encodes 434 amino acids. NCBI's taxonomy places the organism in Eukaryota, Viridiplantae, Streptophyta, Magnoliopsida, Asterales, Asteraceae. The record is from RefSeq and is a predicted model, not a curated record.
UAUGGAGCGAUAGUGGGACACCUCAUAUAGAGUCAACAUCCCAUCUACAUCACCGAUCACCGAUCUCCGACUGAGGUUGAAUUAAGUGGUUUCUGGAACAUCAUCGAGAACUGAAGAAACAACACAACAGUCUAGAUGAAGGUGGUGGUAAGAGAAUCGACGAUGGUGAGGCCAGCGGAGGAGACACCGGUGGUAAACUUAUGGAACUCUUGCCUCGAUCUCACUGCCGCCAACUAUCACACACGAUCGGUGUAUUUUUACCGGCCCAAUGGUGCUCCCAACUUCUUUGACACGAAAGUGAUAAAGGACGCUUUGAGUAUGGCGUUGGUUGCAUUUUACCCGAUGGCUGGGCGGUUUAUACAAGGCGAAGAUGGCCGGAUUGAGAUCAAUUGUCGAGGACAAGGGGUGUUGUUUUUGGAAGCUGAGUCCGAUGGUGUUAUCAAUGAUUUUGGCGACUUUGUAACCACGUUGGAGUCGUUGAAGCUUAGUCCGGUGGUCGAUUACUCGCUAGGAAUUGAAUCGUUUCCUCUACUGCUCUUGCAGGUAACUUAUUUCAAAUGUGGUGGGGUUUCGUUAGGAUUUGCUUUUGAUCACCGGGUUUCAGAUGGGAAGACAUUCUUUCAUUUCAUGAACACAUGGUCCGAUAUGGCCCGUGGGCUUGACAUCACUCUCCCACCCUUCAUAGACCGGACCCUCCUUCGUGCCCGCGACCCACCACGACCAGUUUUUAAGCACAUCGAAUACCAGCCUGAUCCAACGCCGCUCCAAGCCCCCUUAGACGAAACCAAAAUCAUCUUCUCAAAGUUCAAGUUAACACGAAACCAACUGGAUAUGCUCAAAGCAAGUUCAAAGGAAGAUGGGAACAUGAUCAACUUCAGCUCUUUUGAAAUCAUCUCGAGCCAUGUUUGGAAGUGCGUCUGUAAAGCCCGCGGGAUUCCAGACGAUGUGGAAAUCAAGCUCAACUUCCCCGUCGAUUGUCGGGCCCGCUUACAACCACCACUUCCACCAGGCUAUUUUGGUAAUGCUGUCUUUAUAACAAGUGCAAUAGCAACAGCUGGCGAAAUUCAAUCCAAACCGUUAUGGUACGCUGCAAGUAAAGUCCAUGAUGCUGUAGCGAGGAUGAAUAACGAUUAUUUAAAGUCUGCACUUGAUUAUCUGGAACAACACAACUGUAAAAAGCCCGCGGUUAAUUAUAACUACACAAAUCUACUAAUAGUAAGUUGGACUAGGCUCCCAAUUCACGAAGCCGACUUUGGAUGGGGUCGGCCCAUAUUCAUGGGGCGUAUAGGGAUCCCAUCAGCGGGUAGGUGUUAUGUGUUACCAAGCCCAAUAAACGAUGGUAGCUUAUCGAUUAUCAUUGGGCUGGAAGCUGAACAAAUGAAGCUUUUUAGCAGAUUGUUGUAUGCAACAAUAAAUGAUCGCCUUAUCAGUAGUUUAUAGUUUUCUGCAGAUUGUUGUAUGUAUGUACGUAUGUCUGAUGUA